AUGGCUCAAGCUCAAUGCCCCUUGCCGCCAUUGCUGCUGGUCCUUGCCGCUGUCGUGCUGCUCGUGCCGCGAGCCGCGGGUUACCCAUGGCAGGUAUGCGGCAAGACGGGCAACUUCACGGCCAACAGCACGUACCAGGCCAAUCUCGCCCUGCUCGCCGUCGCCCUGCCCAAGAACAUCUCAUCGUCCCCGGACCUCUUCGCGACCGCCGUCGUCGGCGCCGUCCCGGAGCAGGUCUCGGCGCUCUCGCUCUGCCGCGGGGACGCCAACGCCACGACCUGCUCCGCCUGCCUCGUCACGGCCUUCCAGGACGUCCAGAACAUGUGCUCCUUCGACAGGAGCGCCGCCAUCUACUACGACCCCUGCAUUCUCUACUACUCCGACGACGGCGGCUUCCUCUCCUCCGGCGACAACGUCGCGUCAGCGUCGACGGACCGCAUCAACCUCCGGAACGUCACGUCGGACCCGGCCCGGUUCAACCGCCUCGUCGGCGCGCUGGUGAACGCCACCGCCGACUACGCCGCGUACAACUCGACGCGGCGGUACGCCGCCGGGGAGGCCGACUUCGACCAGGAGUACCCCAAGGUCAAGGUGUACAGCUGGGCGCAGUGCACGCCGGACCUGACGCCGGCGCAGUGCAGGGUAUGCCUCGCCGGCAUCAUCGCCGAGAUGCCGAGGCUGUUCACGGACCGCGUCGGCGGCAGGGUUCUCGGGAUCAGGUGCAGUUACCGGUACGAGGUGUACUCCUUCCUCAACAGCCCGGUGAUGGUCCAGUUGGCGUUGGGAUCCCCAACACCGGCGAUGGGGCCCACGAGUGUCACGCCUGCGGCUGCUGGAGGAGGGAGGAAGUAUAGCGUCCCCGUCUCCGUACUUGUAAUACUGCUGCCGACCAUAGCAGGUUUGCUGGUCAUUAACCUGCUCAUCUGGCUUUGUUUGUGGAGAAGGAGACCACAAACAGGAGGAACCCAAUCAAAUCCCACUCAUUCCACUGAAACAGAAGGCAUGGAGAGCAUAGAAUCGAUGAUCAUUGACAUCUCCACCCUGCGAGCUGCGACGCGGGAUUUCGACGAGAGUAACAAGCUCGGCGAAGGCGGGUUUGGUGCAGUGUACAAAGGUACUCUCCCGGACGGCAAUGAAAUAGCGGUGAAGAGGCUAUCAAGGCAAUCAGCUCAAGGAAUCGGAGAGCUGAAGAAUGAGCUCGCCCUGGUUGCCAAGCUUCAGCACAAGAAUCUCGUCAGUCUAGUAGGCGUCUGCCUGGAACAGCAGGAGAGGUUGCUCGUCUACGAGUUUGUUCCCAACCGCAGCCUUGAUCAGAUACUCUUCGACACUGAGAAGCGUGAACAGCUGGACUGGACAAUGAGGUGCAGCAUCAUACACGGGAUAGCUCGGGGCCUGCAGUACCUGCACGAAGACUCUCAGCUCAAGGUAGUCCACCGUGAUCUCAAAGCGAGCAACAUCUUGCUGGACAUGAACAUGAACCCCAAGAUUUCGGACUUCGGCCUUGCGAGGCUUUUCAGACGAGACCAGACGCAGGGUGUCACCAAUCAUGUCGUUGGUACCUACGGUUACAUGGCGCCGGAGUACGUGAUGCGCGGGAACUACUCCGUCAAGUCAGACGUGUACAGCUUCGGCGUCAUGGUCCUUGAGAUCGUGACGGGAAAGAAGCACAACGUCUGCCGGGACGACGACGCCUGGCGAUCGCGUGAUGAAGACGAUCUCUUGAGCCUCGUAUGGGACCACUGGACGGCCGGGGUGGUGCCGGAGGCGAUCGUAGACCCGUGCCUGGGAAGAAGCUGCUUCUGCCGGAGCGACGUGCUAAGGUGCAUCCAAAUUGGUCUGCUAUGCGUCCAGGAAGACCCGGCAGACCGGCCGGUGAUGUCGUCCGUCGUAAUGAUGCUCGGAAGCGACACGGUCUCCCUUUGGAACCCGUCCAACCCGGCGUUCUACGGCAGGAACAGGGCGCCGGCCACCUCCAGCUAGCACAUCGUCCGGCGAGUAUACCGCGCGCGUGAGAGCAAUAAUGCAAUCAUGCGUACAUACAACUUUAAUAUUAAAAAUAUCUUCAUUUGACACAAAAUAUAAUUUUCGUGAGACGACAAGCCCUUGUGCCCUAUUAAUAUGCUGCUGAAAUUUUAUAUUAUUUUCUCGAGCAUUUUGACAACCUUAAAUGUACAAACUAAAAACUAUAAAGUUGUAAAUAUCAUUGAAACCUACAUCUUUGGUAUAAAAUGUAUCUUCAUUUGACCACA
Messenger RNA from Sorghum bicolor (sorghum), 2249 nucleotides. Its product is annotated as cysteine-rich receptor-like protein kinase 6. Gene Ontology annotation, molecular function: ATP binding; protein kinase activity. Gene Ontology annotation, biological process: protein phosphorylation. The transcript has 7 exons. Bases 1 to 1980 code for a protein of 659 amino acids. Lineage: Eukaryota; Viridiplantae; Streptophyta; Magnoliopsida; Poales; Poaceae. The record is from RefSeq and is a predicted model, not a curated record.